Molecule: messenger RNA, 2113 nt
Organism: Myxocyprinus asiaticus (Chinese sucker)
Lineage: Eukaryota; Metazoa; Chordata; Actinopteri; Cypriniformes; Catostomidae
Product: multiple coagulation factor deficiency protein 2 homolog
Exons: 4
Coding region: 128-592 (154 amino acids)
Molecular function (GO): calcium ion binding
Source: RefSeq, a predicted model, not a curated record
CUACGGCGAGCAAAAGCGGACAGAAAGCGCCGCUGAAUAAACUUCAGCAGGAGAAGUUCAGUACAACUCAACUGUGUCUGUACAAAUAGUGCGAAUAUUUAGCCCCAGCUCUUUAUAUAGAAGUGUAAUGAGAUUUAAAGGGAGGUCUGGACAGCUCAGAUUAUGGGGCUGGUUCCUGCUCUGGUCCGGCUGCGUGCUGUCUGUAAGGUCCCAUGGAGGACAACAUGGUGAACCAGCCGGUUCAGAUCAAGUGCAUCCACCAAUCAUCCGGUUAGACAGGAACAUGGUUCAGGAUAAAGACCACAUCAUGGAGCACUUAGAAGGGGUGAUUGAAAAGCCAGAGUCGGACAUGUCACCUCAAGAGCUGCAGCUUCACUACUUCAAGAUGCACGACUAUGAUGGCAACAAUUUGCUGGAUGGACUUGAGCUUGCCACUGCCAUUACUCAUGUGCACAGGGAGGAAGGGGGAGAUAGUAACCAGCCAAUGAGGGAAGAGGAUCUCAUCAACCUCAUUGAUGACGUCCUCCAAGAUGAUGACAAAAACAACGAUGGCUACAUUGACUAUGCAGAGUUUGCAAGGUCUCUGGAGUAAAAGAACACAAGAACAGCCACUGCCUUACAGUGAAUGCAGAUACCUCUGAUGUACAAAUAUACAGCACAUGUGUAUGCAGUCACAGUGUAUUCAUACCCCAGUAUAAACUGUAAUUAAAUGAAAGGCUGAGGGGUCAUGUAGCGACAUGAUGUUUUUAUUUUUAUUUUUUUGCCAUCAAUGUUGCACUUACACCUGUGCAUCUCUUGUAAGAACGGAUCCUUGAUGCAAAAACUGACAGCAAUCAUACAUUGUUUUUGAAUAAAUGCUUUGAGGUGACACUAAAUUGCUAAAUGAAGCUACACAGAGGGACAUAAUUGCUGCUCUACUGAUGAAGGCAUCAGUACACAUGCGCUUUCUGCCUUAAAUGAAAAUCUGUUUUACUUAUAUUAGAAAAUUCUAUUCAAAAUGAUCUGAUGGUUUUUGCUUCGGAGAAUGCACUUUCACAUGUGUUCACAGCAUCUACCUAACUGAUUUUACCAAUCACUGUGCAAUGGGCCUGUAAGGCUUGAUUGAAUCCUUUGGUAACUCUGAUCUUUUGUUGCUGAUGUUACUUUGGUUGACUUUAACACAGAUACCAAAGUACAGCAUUGUGCACAAUUGAAAUAUACUUAUUCAGAUGUUCUGAUAUUCUAACACAAGGAAAAGAUCAGGCUGAUUAACAGGAUAUUCCACCUUAGUAGAGGCCGAAUGUAAACAAAGUGUCAUCUGUUCAUUUACACACUGUAAAAACUACUCAUAAAAAGGCAAAAAGAACAGUGUUUGAUGUGCAGUAUAGUUCAUUUAUUUCUACCAAAGUUGGAAAUGAACACUGAUGGCUUUGAAUAGAAAUGUAAUUAAAAUUGUAGAUAUGCUCCAUUGUACAUUUCAUUUGAAAUGAGAUGUGUUAUGAGAACAUUUGUUUUCACAUGUUUAUACCAGUCCUUAAAGCCCUUAUUUAAACACGUCUACAACAUGUUCAGAAAUGAAUCUAGUAAAUGCUCACUGGUAAAUGCUUAGAUCUGGAAAAUAAAUCUAUAUAAAUGUCAAUAUUUUGUCUAGGUAGAUAUAGCACUAAUUGAGAAAACAUGUUCUGUGGAAGCAGCUAUAAUAAAGACAGAAAAUGUUAGUCUUGCAUUGUUGUUGAAAAACCUUUUAAUCUUCAUUGUGUAGCUUCUUGUACAAAAAGAUAAAAAAAAAUCUUACAUAAAUUUGUUAUGGCUUACUGUACAGUGGGGUCCAAAAGUAUGAGAUCACACUGUUUUUUUGUUUGUUUGUUUGUUUUUUUACUUAAAGGUGCACUCGGUAACUUUUGUUUUUGUGUCAUCUUGGACUUACACUGACACCUAGUGGCUUGGAUGCAGCAUCAUUUAAAAUCAAUAGUUUUCAGUUUCAGAUGCCAUUGUAGAAAUUUAGUAUUCACAGUCUGUCAUGAUUACUUUAAUCAAUGAGUGAAAGUGUCCAAUAACAGGACGGUUACUGAGAUUAAGUGAGUAGUAUUCGGCUGGUAAUGUGAUUCUAACAUGGCAGCCCCCAUGUGCGGAC